This is a messenger RNA of Lachancea meyersii CBS 8951, 1719 nucleotides long. The record is from the annotation of a GenBank genome assembly. NCBI's taxonomy places the organism in Eukaryota, Fungi, Ascomycota, Saccharomycetes, Saccharomycetales, Saccharomycetaceae.
AUGAAGUUGCUUCGAGACCUAAAGGUUCUGAGAAAAGAUCUACAGGACUGGACAGACAAUUUAGCAUGGGGCCCAGAUGGAAUGCUGUACAUAACGACAGUUCCAGACCUCACUGUUUGCCAGCCCUUGUACAACGAGUCCAUAACAAAUAACAGCAAAGACCUAUUCCACGUCAAAGAGUAUCCUCUCAUUCUGAAAAACAAAUUCGAAUUUCUUUUGGCGCAGGAGAACACUAUCUUGAACUCAAUUCCAGAUAGCUUCGUGAAGUGCUGCAAGGUUUCCCCAGUCACCAAUCUCGUUGCAGUGCUAACAAACAAUGGAAACGCCUGUGUGUACAAAGACGCUCGGCUCCUGUUCGAGCUCGACGAAGCGCACAGAGAGCUAAAGGAACGUUCUUAUCACUCCCUUGCGUGGAGCCCCUGCGGCACGCUGAUUAAUGUAGGGAAUGAGUGCGGAGAGGUGAUUACAUUCCGGAUCGUGAUUGAAGCAGGAGACUACAGCUGCGAACGCUCUUCCUCAACAAGCCUAGUAGAGGAUUCCACAAGUUGGAUCACCAAACUAAAGUGGUCGGGCCAGCAAUGUCUAGCUGCUCUCAGCGACAAUUCAGUCUUCCUCAUCAAAGGCGACGCGACGCAUGUUCAGAUAAUAGAGCCCUCCAGAUUUUGUGUGUUUGACUUUUGCGGUAUACGGGAAAACAUUAUCGUGACUCGCAUGGGAUCUAUCUUCAGAUAUGACAUGGAGCGUGAAAAGCUUGCGAAACUGGACUGGAGUGGCCAUGAAGCUCUGCAUAUCGUACCGUUACCAAGUCGGAAUGCUGCUCUUCUGCUGUCUUCGAAAACGAGUUGUCUCUUGGAUUUAGAUCAAGGAAUGCAACUGCUGGAAGACAAACUGGUUGCUCCUCAUCUCGAGACAAGAUUCAAAAAGUGGAACUCGUACUUUAAUGAACUGAACAACUACGAGACAGGUUUGUCGAUACAUGGCUUGUCGACAUCAAAAGACGGAGCGUCUUUGGCAUUGCUUUACAGCAUUGAUCGACUGUCAUUAAGAUACAGAAUUGUCUCUGAGCAGGCCUACAGAGUGUGCUUUCUACCUCUUAGUAACAUGUGGCAAAUUAAACCACAGACCACUGGCUUGGCUUGGUUUCAAACAUAUCAAAUUUACGGCAAACAGCUGCCACCAAAUUCAUGCACAGAUGUGCACAGUUUGCAUCUUGAUACGGGCGUUAACUUCAGAAUCUACCUCCAAAUGCUAAUGAGCAACGAAAGCAUGAAUGCUAUACAGUUUUCCAGCUUUGUUAACGAAGAGAAGGAUAAUUUACUCUAUAAAAAAGCCGUUUACGACUAUGCUGCCGCUCACAAGGACGAAAUUACCAAUGACUUGGACAGAGCGUCCGUCCAGGCAAUAGCCCAAAUGCUGGCAUUAGAGAGUCUUGUGACUCCAGCGCAGUUUUCGAUGAAGAGCGAGUUCAUUGAAGAAACCUUCGCGCCAGGAAAUGAUUUAGACAUGGAUGCUGUUCGCUCUAAGGAUGGCCACGUGUGGAGACGCUGUGCGGCUACAUUUCUCCCUCUUCUAACUCCGCAAGUCAAAACUUGCCCCGUCAGCAAGUAUCAAAUAAUCGACGUGAAGAGAGAUAGCCUGAAUAACUUUGGAUGGCUUACAAGAACAAUUUUGGAAUUCUUCAAUAAUCAAAGCAUUUACAGCGGAACAAAUAUGCUAUAG